AUGGAGAUGGUAGAGGGUAUCAUCACAAUAGUACUUGCCAUUCUAUUUGCAUUCAUCCUUCCCAAUAGUCCUGCCAGCGUCCGCGGUCUGACCGAAGUGGAACGGGAGUGGAUCCGAUGGAACUAUGAGCAAGACCAAGGCCAACAAGACGACCAGAGUGAAGCCAGCACACUGCAGGGUCUAGUUAUGGCGAUCAAAGACCCGAAGACCUGGCUACUACUGGCAACCCUAUAUGCCAUUUUCAUCUCGGCUGGCGUGACAAACUUCUUCCCCCCAGUGGUCGCCACACUUGGCUACUCACGCACGGUGACCUAUGCUCUGACCGCGCCACCAUUUAUCCUUUGUUGCAUUGUCAUCAUGGUGAAUGGUUUCCACUCGGACUCGACAGAAGAGCGGUACUAUCAUGUCGUGGGACCUUUAUGCGUCACUAUAAUCGCGAACAUCCUCGCUGUGUCCACCCUCAACACAGCGGCACGGUAUAUAGCCAUGAUGCUGAUGCCCGGGUCUUUGUAUGCCGCAUCAACGGUGAUUUUCUCUUGGAUUUCAGGAACGCUGAGCCAACCCGCCCCAAAGCGUGCCACUGGGAUCGCUUUCAUAAUCUCGGUUUGCAAUACUCCCAACAUCUGGACCCCCUAUCUCUACGAUGGGGCGCCCCGAUAUUUGGCUGCUUUUGUUGUCAAUUUGGUUGCCGGUGUUGCAGCGAUCGUGAUGGCAACAGUGACUAUGAUUCACCUGAAGAGGCAAAAUUGGAAACUUGAUCAGGGAAGGGACUUGGGGGGAAGCGGACCAACGGUCGCUCAACAAGCCAGUGGGUUUCGGUACAUGCUGUGA
Messenger RNA from Aspergillus melleus, 831 nucleotides. RefSeq lists its product as uncharacterized. Gene Ontology annotation, cellular component: membrane. NCBI's taxonomy places the organism in Eukaryota, Fungi, Ascomycota, Eurotiomycetes, Eurotiales, Aspergillaceae. Bases 1 to 831 code for a protein of 276 amino acids. Gene Ontology annotation, molecular function: transmembrane transporter activity. The record is from RefSeq and is a predicted model, not a curated record. The transcript has 2 exons. Gene Ontology annotation, biological process: transmembrane transport.